GUUGUGAAAAGGUGGUGGCCCUCGGCUUUCACCAUCGCCCCCACCCUCCUCUCUCCUUCCCUGUUCAAAAUCUCCCUUCCUUUCCCAUACCCCUGCUCUAGUGCUCUUCCUCUUUCUCCUCCUUUUUUGACACCAUCCUCUUCUCCACCACGCGGGAGCUCCUUAUGGAGAUGGGGAGCAGGCCCAAAACAAAGAUAGUUUGCACCUUAGGUCCAGCAUCCAUGUCCGUGGAGAUGCUCGAGAAGCUGCUCAAGGCGGGCAUGAACGUCGCUAGGUUCAACUUCUCUCACGGUACCCAUGCUUACCAUCAACAGGUGCUGGACAACCUGCACGAUGCCAUGACCAAUACUGGUUUACUCUGUGCGGUCAUGCUUGAUACCAAGGGACCAGAAAUUCGAACUGGUUUUCUUAAAGAUGGAAAGCCAAUAAAUCUUACGAAGGGGCAGGAGAUCACAAUUACCACAGACUACAGCAUCAAGGGAGACACAAAUAUUAUCUCGAUGAGUUACCGCAAAUUAGCAGAGGAUCUCAAGCCCGGAAGUGUCAUCCUCUGCUCGGAUGGUACUAUCACGCUUUCUGUCCUGUCAUGCGACAAGGAACGCGGCCUUGUGUGUUGCCGUUGUGAGAACUCUGCGACUCUCGGGGAGAGGAAGAAUGUUAACCUACCAGGCGUGAUUGUUGACCUCCCAACUUUGACUGAGAAAGAUAAAGAUGAUAUCUUAAAUUGGGGUGUCCCCAACAAGAUUGACAUGAUUGCUCUUUCCUUUGUUCGGAAGGGUUCUGACCUUAUCGAGGUCCGGAAGCUGCUGGGAGAGCAUGCCAAGAAGAUCCUUCUCAUGUCUAAGGUCGAAAAUCAGGAAGGAGUCACCAAUUUUGAUGACAUCCUUGCUAACACGGAUGCGUUCAUGGUGGCCCGAGGAGACUUGGGCAUGGAAAUCCCCAUUGAGAAAAUUUUCUUGGCUCAGAAGGUCAUGAUAUACAAAUGCAAUGUCCAGGGGAAGCCUGUUGUUACUGCAACUCAGAUGUUGGAGUCGAUGAUUAAGUCACCUCGCCCCACGCGUGCAGAAGCUACAGAUGUAGCAAAUGCAGUACUUGAUGGGACCGAUUGCGUAAUGCUCAGCGGUGAGACUGCGGCUGGAGCAUAUCCCGAGCUGGCCGUGCGGACCAUGGCCAAGAUUUGCAUAGAAGCAGAAUCAUCACUAGAUUAUGGGUCCGUCUUCAAAACCCUCAUGCUCUCAGCACCCAUGCCGAUGAGCCCGUUAGAAAGUUUGGCUUCUUCAGCCGUUAAAACUGCCAAUUCAGCAAAAGCAGCAUUGAUCUUGGUUUUAACAAGGGGAGGAACCACCGCAAGGUUGGUGGCGAAGUAUAGGCCGGCGAUGCCAGUUCUCUCUGUGGUGGUACCUGAGAUAACCACCGACUCUUUCAACUGGUAUUGCAGCGACGAAUCACCAGCUAGGCACAGUCUCAUUGUAAGAGGGCUGAUCCCGCUGUUGAGCGCGGGAUCAGCUAAGGCUUCUGAUUCUGAAUCAACGGAGCACGCGCUUGAAUUUUCCAUUCAGUAUGCCAAAGAUAAAGGUCUCUGCAGUCCUGGCGAUUCUAUUGUUGCAUUGCACCGUGUAGGAACUGCUUCGAUGAUCAAACUAAUGACCGUCAAUUGAAGUUCUCGCAAACUGGCAGGAAUAACAGGAUUUUCUUUUUCCAUGUUUUUCUUCGUUCGUGUGUGUGUCUUGUCCUGUGGUCCUAGGGUCAGCUCUUGUCUACCUCAGGCGCUGCAUUUUUGUACGUUUUGCUAGUCCUCUAGCAGUUUUUGUUGUUUCUGGUAGUUCCUGAGAUUCCCGACAGAAAAUGCAGAUUCGUUUUUUUAUUAAUGUAAUAGUUGAGAAUGUGAAAGGAACAAGUUGAAUAAUCACAGAUCA
This is a messenger RNA of Nymphaea colorata (pocket water lily), 1916 nucleotides long. Its product is annotated as pyruvate kinase, cytosolic isozyme-like. The coding region runs from base 165 to 1658 and encodes 497 amino acids. Lineage: Eukaryota; Viridiplantae; Streptophyta; Magnoliopsida; Nymphaeales; Nymphaeaceae. Gene Ontology annotation, biological process: glycolytic process. Gene Ontology annotation, molecular function: magnesium ion binding; pyruvate kinase activity; potassium ion binding. The record is from RefSeq and is a predicted model, not a curated record. The transcript has 3 exons. Gene Ontology annotation, cellular component: cytoplasm.